AUGACGCGUCGCAAGUUUCGUGCCGAUGUGGCAGCCGCCAUAAAUAUAUCGAUCCCGGGCAUUUCUUCUGUGGGCCUUGGCCCCGACGACGGUGAGGUCGUUUGCAUCUACACUAGCAAUCGAUCUGCGGUUCAGAUACCUCUUCGUCUCACCACUGCAAGUGUCGACGACUAUCCGCAGCAUCAAGGCUUCCACGGGAGCACCGAAUGCGAUGAGAUUCCCAGCAGUAUCAUGGGUGUCCUUGGCCGCCUUGUCUACUCGACGCAAGGCAGGUCCGUGAUCGACAGCCUCGCCAUCCUUUCAAACCAGCUGGAAACGGCGCUUGGGUCGGCUGCCACGGAGCAGCAAUCCGAAGAUCAUGUCUCUGUUGCCGAUGCCACCGACUCUUCGCCUGAGGAUGAGAUUGGCGGUGACACGGAUGUUGAAUUUGAGGACUAUGAUCUCGAGAUUCACGACAACACAACAAGUGGGAUAGACUUGCAUCCUAUCGCGGCUGGCAGCCAGAACCAAGUCAAGAGGAAUGUUCGCCUACGCGAGGAUCUCGCCAAGGCAAGAGAGGUUGGCUUCGGGAUUGGUCUUUGGCCCAACGAUGACAUAGUCUCGCUGAGCCUCAGAGCCAGCAAGCUGGGCCUCUCCACGGAGACGCUCACAGCCUGGGAUAUCGAGCCGACCGAGUACAUUGUCCUCCUUUUCAAGUAUGAGGACCAUUAUCUCCCACUCGAGACCUUCGCCACUAUACAGGGAAAGGAGAAGCCUAUGCUGUUCCGCGUCGGACAAUGCACGACCUACAAGCCCUCCUUGGUGACCGCUCAAGCUGCGUUUAACAAGCAAGAUCAGGCAGCCUCGACGCUGGAGGACGCAAGCGACGGCAACGGCGAUUUCGAUCGCCUCUACAUGUCAAACUCAUUGGAUCUGUGGAUGGAACAAGAAUUUGCUGCAUUGUUAUUGCUACGGAUCCAGUCCAAUCUAUCAUGGGAUAACGCGAAGCUGGCAAUGCUAGCUCAUUCGAAGAGCGACCACCUUCGGGGUCCUACGAGUGCCCCGGAAGCUGUAACGGCAGAUCAGGAGGCUGAAGUGCUCAUCUCUCCCACCGCGCCCUACAAACUCAACCAAGACUACCUCAUACGGAACCCUGAGUCUGACUCUUCCGGCCUGCUGCAGAUAUCCAAUCUGUCUAACGCGAAGCAGGAGCGCAGUCUCCCCUUGGUUGCCAUGCAGUUCGCGCUGCGUUACCUUGUCAAUUGUACAAAGUACUGCAUGGUUUGCCAUCUCAAGACUUCGGACGCCUUUGCUGCCAUUACCCCUUAUGUGUGCGACAAUCCACUGUGUCUUUACCAGUACAUGUCACUUGGUUUCGGCCCCAGCAUCGAACAUGAGAUUAUCAGCCAACCACUCGUCGUCGACCUCCUCAUCUCAUGCUUCAUGAUUAGUUUGCAGCAAAACAAGCUCCGGGAAUUUCCUGAUGGUUUGAAUCUGCUCCUACCGUCGCCGAUCUUCUCAAGAGCACUUGAUGAAGAUUUUAAUCAAUGUAUCGUCAACUUCAGUCGGCGUCGAUUGUUCCGAACCCGCAAGGAUCGCACAACCAGUGAGGUAGUGUCCUCUCUGAGGCUGGGGGAUGUCUUUCUCCUAGCCAGAGUGGGAACUUUGUCACUGGAUGCUGUAUUCGUUAUUUAUCACUGCGUCGUAGUAUCUUUCGACUACGUCGAGAACGCAAUCACGUUCGAGUGCUUAGCAACCAUCCCCAGCACUUCUUCGUCUCAUAUAAGUGGAGCUUCUACAAAAGAUGAUCUGACGAUUCAUUACGACUGUAAGGAGGACUACUUCAUACACCCUUUCGAACAUGAGCUCAGCGAGCUCAACCCGCAUCAAAGGGCGCAAUCUCUAGCCUUGAUCACUGCUAGCUUGCCUGCUGUUCCAACCAUGCGCCAACACCUCAUGCACAAGCCAAAUGCCGCCAUUGAAGACUGCCCAGACAGCAUAUCGAGUGGAGCGUGCGAGAAGCUAUCUGGUAUUUCCACACGAUGCGUCCAGUUUCGAUUUGCUCAAGGAUCCCCAGACAAGGAGCAGCGGUUAAUCGAGGCUGUCAGAGCCAAUUCAUUGACCAAAGCGGCCCCCACGAUCUUUGCUUGGCAUGGAAGCUCCUUGGGAAACUGGCACAGCAUUAUCCGCCAAGGCCUGGACUUCUCUAGGGUUGUCAAUGGUCGAGCAUUUGGCCACGGCGUCUACUUCAGCCCGCACUGGGAAACGAGCAGCUCCUACGCAGCACAACCCGCCCAAACAGACACGUAUGGUUGGUUCAGGUCACAGCUACAGCCAUCAUCUGUCAUCAGCCUUUGUGAGAUUGUGAAUAGACCCGAUGCGUUCGUCAGCAACAACCCGCACUAUGUCGUUGCGGAUGUCGACUGGAUACAGUGCCGAUAUCUGAUUGUACAAAGUGCCAUGGCCCCGGCUAUGCGGCCCCAGGAUGACAUCGAGCUGGUUCCUGUUACACCGGGCACCGCCUAUCUCAAACAGGACCCCAAGUACCGGGUAUAUGGCCCUUGGACCAGAAUGUUGGAGGUGAGCGGCGCCGGCCCCCCAGUUGGUAUUCCCGAAACAGCUUCCUCAGGCGCACGUCUAAGCCAACAACUCACGAGCCCGGUUGAGAAUGUGGUUCUCGAAGAUGUCGAGACUGGCGAUCCUUCUGUGGAAGAUUGCGACUUUGAAAAAUGUGUGAGAGACAUCGGUCCCGAAAUUGGUGGACCAGAAGCUACGUCAACAACUGCUGUCAUCUUGAAUUCCAGGAAAACCGACUUUCGACCAGGAACGCUUGACAUUAAGUCUCUCCCUAAGCUUCCAGCCCCCACCUGGGCCAUGGACAGUGGUCGACGGGCGCUGGGCCAUGAACUGAAGAAGCUGCAAAAGGUUCAGGCGACGACACCACUCCACGAGUUGGGUUGGUACAUUGACUUCAACAGCAUCGAAAACCUGUUCCAUUGGAUCGUCGAGCUGCACAGCUUUGACCCUAGGCUCCAUCUCGCCCAAGACAUGAAGAGUGCGGGUGCUCGGUCCAUCGUUCUUGAGCUGCGAUUCGGCCGCUCGUAUCCUCUGACGCCGCCCUUUGUGCGGGUGAUCCGUCCUCGGUUCCUGCCUUUCAUGGCCGGCGGAGGGGGACACGUCACAAACGGCGGCGCCAUGUGCAUGGAGCUGCUGACCAAUUCGGGAUGGUCCCCUGCCACGAGCCUCGAGAAUGUCCUGGUACAGGUCCGCAUGGCGAUGUCCGGCGAGGACCCGCAGCCGGCGAGGCUGGAAGACCCAGUCCGGUACCGGACGAGGGUUACUGAUUAUGGCAUUGAUGAAGCUAUCGUGGCGUUCAGACGAUCCGCAUUAGCACACGGAUGGGCAAUUCCAUCUGAUUUGGAGGAGGCGGCUCGGCUGGCUUGA
This is a messenger RNA of Verticillium dahliae VdLs.17, 3423 nucleotides long. RefSeq lists its product as uncharacterized. The record is from RefSeq and is a predicted model, not a curated record. Gene Ontology annotation, molecular function: NAD+ poly-ADP-ribosyltransferase activity. Lineage: Eukaryota; Fungi; Ascomycota; Sordariomycetes; Glomerellales; Plectosphaerellaceae. The transcript is spliced from 2 exons. Bases 1 to 3423 code for a protein of 1140 amino acids.